This is a messenger RNA of Lucilia cuprina (Australian sheep blowfly), 3842 nucleotides long. RefSeq names its product thyrotropin receptor (gene Lgr1). Lineage: Eukaryota; Metazoa; Arthropoda; Insecta; Diptera; Calliphoridae. The coding region runs from base 630 to 3485 and encodes 951 amino acids. The record is from RefSeq and is a predicted model, not a curated record. Gene Ontology annotation, biological process: G protein-coupled receptor signaling pathway. Gene Ontology annotation, cellular component: membrane. The transcript is spliced from 14 exons. Gene Ontology annotation, molecular function: G protein-coupled receptor activity; protein-hormone receptor activity.
UUGAAAUUUUCUAUUUUCUUGGAAAUUUUAUAAAUGAGAAUAAUUUAAUAAAAACAAAAAUUUGCUGCUGAAAAAAAUAAGAAAUUUAUGUGGAAAAACUAACUAAGUUUUCCCUUUGCGACAUUACUAGAAAAUAAAAGAUAUCGAAAAGAAAUAAAAUUAAAGAAAAUAAACCCUUAAGUGGCAACAUAAUGUAUCAUGUAGUAUUAAGGCUACAUAAAGUACUUUCUGGAGCAACUAAUCCAAUAAAAGUUGAAAUGUACUUUAGAAAGUAUAACAACAAUAAUAAACAACAAUAUAUAUAGGAAGUAAGUUCAGAAAUAAGUGCAUCCAUUUAUUCAUCCUACACAUAGUAUUUGUUGGAGUAGAAGUGUUUAAAUUUAUAUAAAUAACCUAUAGAAAACAUACAGUGUUUGUGUGAGUGUAAGUGAAUGAUGAUGACUAACAAACACUUGUAAAUUGAAUGCAAAUUCAAAGAAAAAAGAAACCGGAAAUAAAAGAGCCAACAAACACGUAAAGAAAACUCAAUUGCACUUCUGUAUAAGAAAACCACAUAAACAAAUAAACGACUUUCUAUUUUUUACUGUAUAUGUAUAUGUAUGUAUGUAACUUAGCUAUUUGUAAUAUAAAUGUGUACAGAAAACCUGGUGGGCAAAAGGGAGCAAGUGUACAAGCAAAAAACAGAUCUACAAACACAUUUAAACGAUAAGAAAAUGUGGCAACAGCAGCAGCAGCAGCAGCAUCAAUAUCACUAUCAAUACUAUUAUAAAAGACAUCGUCAACAAAAGCAACAUCAGCAUAACUAUUUCUAUCAACAGCAGCAUCAACAACACUAUUGUUUGCCUAAAAUUCCUAAAAUGCAACAACAAUUACAAAUGCCUGCCUACCAAGUGUUACGUUUUCUUUUACUGCUUGUCUGUUAUUGUUGUCACUCUCAGGCCUCCAUGGAGUACAGUGCCAAAUUAAGUAAUUGUUACGAUAAUCAAUAUGGUUUCAAUGGUCAUCAUAUCUACAAUGGUUCGGCACCCACUAUGGCUAUUGCUGGCAUUACAAAUAACACUAGCAGCAAUGAAACCACAAUAUCAGCAACAAACAAUAGUGGUGAUCAGCUACUACAAGCUACAACGAAGAGCGAAACAGAUUCUGCAGUAGCUUUUCAACAGUCGUCAUCUGUUAGAGGUUGGAAGUGUUGCUGUUGGAAUGCAACAAGUUUGGAUGAAAUUGAAUGUCGUUGCGAAGGUGAAGCUUUAACUAGAGUGCCACAAACUCUUACUAUACCAUUGCAACGUCUAACAAUUGCUUCGGCAGGUUUGCCACGUCUACGCAAUACUGGCUUAAAAGUCUAUAAUGCUUCGCUGCUGGAUAUAGUAUUGACUGACCUUAAAUAUCUGGAGACCAUACAAGAUGGUGCUUUUGCCAGUUUAAAAUUGUUGCGUACCAUUUAUAUCUCGCAUGCACCAAAAUUGACUUACUUAUCUAAAGAUGUAUUUGAGGGCAUCUCAGAAACCAUUAAAAUCAUAGAUCUCUCUAGUACCUCGUUGGUACGUUUACCCUCGGCGGGUUUACAAGAUAUUGAAGUAUUACGUAUUGAAAAUACGCAUACAUUGAAAACUAUACCGUCCAUUUAUAAUUUUAAGAAUUUACAAAAAGCCUAUUUAACACAUUCCUUUCAUUGUUGUGCUUUUAAAUUUCCCUCACGACAUGAUCCCCGUCGUCAUGCGGAACGUUUAAAAGAAAUCGAGAAAUGGCAACAGCAGUGUAAUAAUAACAACAAAAAUGACAACAACAGCAACAACAAUAAUAACAUUAAAGAAAGUUCAAAUAAUAAAUCGAAAAAAUCAAAUAUGAGGCUUAAAAAUCCAAAAUUAAAUAAACAAGAUGUUGAAGGAGAUGACAAUGCCAGAAGUGGCGAGGAAGAACUAGCAGUAGAUGAUGGUGUUUGGUCAACACAAACAACCACGGAUGGUGACAGAAGUAAUGAGAAAAAAUUAGAUAGUGGUGUUGCUUAUGGCAACAACGGUUAUGGUUCUUUUGUAGCCAGUGGCUUUGGUAUGUUCUAUGAGCCAUCGCUGACAGAACAACAAAGCUCUGCAACGAGUAAUUCUAAGACGGGAACAGUUGUAACGGGAAAUGGCGAAAAUUUGAAUUUAUUGUCAAAUGCCAAUAGCAUUUUAUAUAGUCGUUUAAUGCGUUCUGACUUUUCCAUUAGCCAAGAGGAAUUAUUAAACGAAAGUAAUGUUUGGUCACAUGCAGCACCCACCGGUGAUGUCGAAUAUUUUGUGGAAGAAGAUUAUUUAUCAGAUUCUAUGAAAGAAAUAUUUGGUAAAUUUCAUGAACCCAUCGAUCCGGAUGAAAGUCAAUUAGAAGAAUAUUGUGGCAAUUUUACAUUCAGAAAACAUGAUGUCGAAUGUUAUCCCAUUCCGAAUGCAUUAAAUCCCUGUGAAGAUGUUAUGGGUUAUCAAUGGUUACGUACAUCUGUCUGGAUUGUUGUUGGUCUAGCUGUCAUUGGAAAUGUUGCAGUACUCGUUGUUAUUCUAUCGAUAAAAGCUGAAACACCAUCAGUGCCACGUUUCUUGAUGUGCCAUUUGGCAUUUGCUGACUUGUGUUUGGGCUUAUAUCUGCUAUUAAUAGCUUCAAUUGAUGCUCACUCGAUGGGUGAAUAUUUCAAUUAUGCUUAUGAUUGGCAAUAUGGUGCUGGUUGUAAAGUGGCUGGGUUUCUUACAGUCUUUGCUAGUCAUUUAUCAGUCUUUACACUGACAGUCAUAACAAUAGAACGUUGGUUGGCCAUAACACAUGCCAUGUACUUGAAUCAUCGUAUUAAAAUCAGACCAGCAGCGUUCAUCAUGAUUGGCGGUUGGAUUUACUCGGUUGUUAUGUCAUUAUUGCCGUUAUUUGGUAUAAGUAAUUAUUCAUCGACAAGUAUUUGUUUGCCCAUGGAAAAUAGAGACCCAUUUGAUACUGUUUAUUUGGUGGCUAUAAUGGCUUUAAAUGGUACAGCAUUUUUUAUUAUAGCCAUUUGUUAUGGGCAAAUCUAUUUAUCUUUGGGCGAGGAAACACGACAUGCUCAUAGUAACUCCAGGGGUGAAAUGAGUGUAGCCAAGAAAAUGGCAUUAUUGGUCUUUACAAAUUUUGCCUGUUGGGCGCCAAUUGCCUUCUUUGGCUUAACUGCUUUGGCAGGUUAUCCUUUAAUAAAUGUUACCAAAUCGAAAAUAUUAUUAGUAUUCUUCUAUCCUUUGAAUUCGUGUGCAGAUCCUUAUUUAUAUGCCAUAUUGACUUCACAAUAUCGUCAAGAUUUAUAUACACUAUUGUCCAAAUUUGGCAUUUGCAAACAAAAAGCUUUAAAAUAUAAAAACAGCAUCUCGUUUCCGGGUACCACAAAUUUUACCUGUUCUGUACAACGUGGUUCUCUAAUACCAAAAACUCAACAAAGUAUUACCCCACCAGAGUCUCAAACAAUGUUAAAAAAUAAAGAAGAUUUUGUAUGAAAAUGGACAAGAAUUAGGCAGGAAAAUAAUUUUGAAAAAAAUUUAGAAAUUGAGAUUGAAAUGAAUUAAAUACAUUUAAUAUAAAGACAAUGAUGAUAAGAACAGUAACGAAGUAAUGUGAUGAAGUCCAAAGUAGCUGAAAGAAAAAAAUAUAAUUUUUUAAUAUAGAAAUUAUGAAUGUUUUAUACAUAAGUACUUAUGAUGUAAUAAAUUAAGAAAAUAUAAUAUAAGUGUAUAAAUGUAUGUAUGUGUAUGUAUGUAUGUAAGAUAUAUUUAUAAAAAUUUUAGAUAAAAUUAUGAAAAAAAUCUUUGAUAUCGGACAAUUUCUUCUAAGCAAAUGAUUGAUUUUUUAUUGAC